Molecule: messenger RNA, 3191 nt
Organism: Rhinichthys klamathensis goyatoka
Lineage: Eukaryota; Metazoa; Chordata; Actinopteri; Cypriniformes; Leuciscidae
Gene: pcare2
Product: photoreceptor cilium actin regulator 2
Exons: 2
Coding region: 437-3085 (882 amino acids)
Source: RefSeq, a predicted model, not a curated record
ACGUAAGUCACUGAAGAUUUUUACUAUAUAUCUUGAUUCUAACGCUUAUAUGAUGUUAAUUCAAUCAGAAUUAGCAAGUGGUAAAAAGAAAAGAAGAAAAGGUAACCAGCAGGGUAUCUGAUUAGUGAGAUGAGCUUAUAGUCUUAAGCAUGCGCUUUAUUCCUGUAGCGUGAUCAUGUGUGUGUGUGUGUGUGUGUGUGUGGGAAAGACUGGAAGCUUCAAUCCUGUUCUUCAAUUCUGGGCUCUCUAUGGCAUACAAAACCAACUGGCCAGCGGUAAUAAGUAGAGAAAGACAGGGAUUGUGGACAGCGGCAGUAAAGGACAACGGGACACAAUUGGUAUGGUACGUAAACAAGAACCAAGUUGAGGUUUUCUGACAAACCACUUUCAAAUCUGCAGUCAAUCAAAAGAAAAGCAACAGGAUUCUCCCAUCAACAUGGGGUGCUCUCCAUCUAAAGGUCAACUCUUCAGCAAAAAAGCUUUGCUGUCUGGAUCACCGGAAAGCCAGAAAACUGCUGACCUGCCCUCUGAUGGGGCACAACUGCAAAUCAAAGCAGAGAUAAACACUGCUUCAGAAGCUCUAGAGAUACAAGAAAAUGAAAAACACAUUCAAGGUAAGAGAUCCUCAGUCGAUGAUGUAGUUUGUGAUGCCACUGUGACAGUCGAAGAAGAUGCUUCUGAGAAGAUGCUAGAUGUGGUCUGCUCUCAGGAUGAACAGAGUGCACAAGAGGGCCUCUUAGAAAACCAGAAAGAAGGAAUAGAGGAGAUACGGACAAAAGAUAAGCAAGGAAAGCGGAGGAGGCAGAGGAAACAGAGACUGAGAAAAAAUUCCUAUGCGCAGUCAAAGGCAGAGUUCAUACUGAAAGCCCACCAGGCAGCCUAUGCGUACCUGAACCCCAGCAUUUCCAAAUACGAGUCUCUUUUAGGGCUCGUGAGCCAGGCAGCUCAGACCCAUCUCUCCGUACAGACCGCAGUAGCUGCAGCAGUUGUGCACUACGAAGAGAUCAACCAGGCUUUGGAGGAAAUGGCCGCUGAAGGCGAGCAGCUGCUGAGGGAACAUGGACACAACAUGAAGUGGCCUGCUUUACUUAAAGACUAUCCACCUACGACCAAACCAAGCAACGACCUGAACGAGCUUCCCUCCGAACUGCUGCAGCACAUGCUCCUUCACUCCACAGUUCAGAUGAUCUCAGUGGGAGACUCUGUGAAGUGCCUGGGUGACGCAGCCUUACAGGAGCUAGCUGACUACGUUGGGUCCCUGUCUGAGGUCUUAGGAGAGAAGCUGCUGGCUAAGCAUGCGGCCGAGGAGCGCCUGAAGCAGGUUCUGUCCCGUGUGGAAGCUGCUGCCCUUAGGAAGCCCGGCCCAGAGGACUCUGCGCUGCAUAGUGAGGACAGCGGCAUAGGGGCGGACAACGAGUGCCAGAACGGCUUCCGUCGGAAUAGAGGGAGCUCGGGAUCAGGAGCAAACGCUGGAAUAACAUCUGUCUUUACCACCGGCUGCUGUCCAGAUCAGCAGCUCCUUAACGCCAAUGAGGAAGGCACAGAUAAUGAUGAUGAUGAUGAUGAAGAUGAGGAUGAUGAGGAUGCAGAACUUGAUGAUGACGUCAGUGAAAAAGAUGAGCUGGGGAGGUUGACCGACAAGACAAGGCGAACAGUGAGUGGUUAUUCUGAAGCAAACUCCAGCUUUCCCCCAGUUCAGGGUGGCGUUCAAAACCAAGAUCAAGUCAAGACCAGUAACUUGAAAAGGAAAAUCAGACGGCCAAAAACCGCAGACAAUAGCUUUCAGAUGAAACUAAAACACCGCCAUUUAAGACGGCCAAAGCGCUCGCAAUCCGCAGAGUGCUUGUGUAGCAAAGCGGAAGAAUCAGAUCCUAAUGAGGAACAAGGUAACCCGAGGAACAUGCACUGGAGGAGAAAAAAUAAUCUCCCAGAAGAUCAUGGAGGCCGUGUACGGACAAAGAUGGGAAGAGGUUCAUCUGUAGGACAGUGCUCAGCAAGGUCCUACGGCCUCCAGUAUGGCAGCAAAGGGCCUUUCAGGGCAGUAAAAUCUAGCUCUCCUCCAAAGUUUACUCCAGAACCACCUGGGCGACAUGCUGUCAAGAGGCUCAUUAAUACGUUUAGCCAAGGGGUGGAGGAUAAUUCAAGACAAAGUCCUGUAGACCAAAGACCGGUGAGAGUUAGGGGCAACAAGAAAUGCUCUCUCCCACUGUUGCAGACCAGCAGAGAAGCACUUACCACCAGUAGGAACAUCAAGAGUAGCAUCCGUUCGCUUGAGCCCAGACCGGCUGACAAACCUGAGCAUCUGGAUAUAGACAGCCUCCCGCCUCCACCCCCAGAAAUGCUCAUGGACAACACAUUUGAAAGCAGUGUAGGGUUUCCCAAUGAGGACCGGGCUCGUGAUUCACAGUGCAGAGGGCAGCGACUCCGCACUUUAACACAAAGAGAGACUGCCCCCCCCAACAGGGCUACAAUGCAGAGAGCAACUACUCAGCCACUGAGGCAAGAUGCUUUGCAGGGAUCCUGCAUUGAACAGGAAUACAAUGCAGGUUUGCGAGGUUCUGCUCCUCAUCAAGGAUGCAAGAUCCACAAUGAGGGUGAGACUGCAACUAUGCACUCGAAAGGUUUCCCCCCAACGACUCCCCCUGUCUCAAGGACACGGCUUCCACCCUCCUGUCCCACUCUGCACCACCCAGUGCCAAGCCCUCCAUCCACGGCCUGCCCCCCUACUAGGAAGUGGACUCCAUCAAACACCUCCAGUGUUUCUGGCUCUCAAGCAUAUUUUGAAGCCCGGGCUGUGUUCUCUCAGGAGAACCCGCCACUCCCUUACACAUGGACACCUUCAAGUACAUCUACGUUGCCUCGGCCUUGGGGUGAACCGGCCAGACCUCGCCUUCAAACCUCUUUCAUGGGACGCCGUCCGUCAGGUCAUAGGUCAUCCCACAGUGAGCCGCCACAGUCAUUGCCCGAUGCCAAACAGCAACAGGGUCCGGGUAGUGACGACACACCUUCGACCAGUAGUGAGGGGACGCUGAGAGCGGAUCUGGACACACACAGCCGGUUGGACAUCACACACCAGCUGGACUAGGCCUUUUCUCUCUACGCAGAUCUGGGACAUUUCAGGAAACAUUUCCUAAUAAACAUCAACACCACGAUGCUUAAAAGCGCUUAAAAGUGUAAAAAUAACACUCUGU